Molecule: messenger RNA, 450 nt
Organism: Staurois parvus
Lineage: Eukaryota; Metazoa; Chordata; Amphibia; Anura; Ranidae
Source: the annotation of a GenBank genome assembly
GAUGAUCUGUGUAGCCCCAGCAGUGCCACCUGUCAGUGUCCAUCAGUGCCAGCUCUCAGUGCUCAUCCAUGCCACCUGCCAGUGCCCAUCAGUGCCACAUCAAUGCCACAUAUCAGUGCCUACCAGUGCACAUCAAUGCCACAUAUCAGUGCCCAUCUGAGCUGCCUUUCAGUGCCACCUAUCAGUGCUGCCAAUCAGUGCCACCUAUCAGUGCCAGUCAGUGCCGCCUAUCAGUGUGCAUCAGUGCCACCUGUCAGUGCCCGUCAGUGCUGCCUAUCAGUGCCGCCUAACAGUGCCAGUCAGUGCCACCUAACAGUGCCAUCAGUGCCGCCUAUCAGUGCCACCUGUCAGUGCCGCCUAUCAGUGCCAUAUAUGAGUGCUGCCUUUCAGUGCCCAUCAGUGAUGCCUGUCAAUGCCCAUCAGUGCCACCUACCAGUGCCUCCUCAUCAG